UCUAGCGGCUGGACCAGAGGGCAGCCAGUGGCACAAUGCUGCGUCUGCUGGUGUCCGGCUCUGCUCGUGGCCUGGCGGCCCGCGUGGGCGUGCGUCCGGCCGUGGGGCUCUGCCCCCCGGGGCACAGCCCCAGCCGCUGGGCUUCCGAUGUCCCCCGGAACCAGCCCCUCAGCUCAGAGUUCGUGGCCCGCUCGGUGGGCGUCUGCUCCAUGAUGAGGCUGCCCCUGCAGGCCUCUCCGGAGGGGCUGGACGCCGCCUUCGUUGGGGUGCCCCUGGACAUCGGGACCUCCAACCGGCCGGGGGCGAGAUUCGGACCGCGACGCAUCCGGGAGGAAUCCGUGCUGCUGCGGGCGGUGAACCCCAGCACCGGCGCUGUCCCCUUCCAGUCCCUCAUGGUUGCAGACCUGGGCGACGUGAAUGUCAAUCUUUACAACCUCCAGGACAGCUGCCGGCUGAUUCGAGAAGCCUAUCAGAAAAUUGUGGCGGCUGGCUGUGUUCCUCUGACCCUGGGUGGAGAUCACACAAUCACAUAUCCCAUUUUGCAAGCGGUGGCAAAACAGCAUGGCCCCGUGGGGCUGCUGCACGUGGAUGCUCACACGGACACAGCUGACAAGGCCCUGGGGGAGAAGCUGUACCACGGGACGCCGUUCCGCCGGUGUGUGGAUGAGGGGCUCCUGGACUGCAAGCGCGUGGUGCAGAUCGGCAUCCGGGGCUCGGCCAUGACCUUGGAUCCCUACAGAUACAACCGGAGCCAGGGCUUCCGGGUAGUCCUGGCUGAAGACUGCUGGAUGAAGUCGCUGGUCCCUCUGAUGGCCGAGGUCAGGCAGCAGAUGGGUGGCAAACCCAUGUACCUCAGCUUCGACAUCGAUGCCUUGGAUCCCGCCUACGCCCCAGGGACCGGGACGCCGGAAAUUGCGGGCCUCACCCCCAGCCAGGCUCUGGAGAUCAUCCGGGGCUGCCAAGGCCUGAACGUGGUGGGCUGUGACCUGGUGGAGGUGUCCCCGCCGUACGACCUUUCUGGAAACACAGCGCUCCUGGCGGCCAACCUGCUGUUUGAGAUGCUGUGUGCCCUCCCCAAAGUGACAGCCGUCUGAGUCUCGUGCUCUUCCAGACAAAACAGCCUGGGCGGCUGACAAGUCCCCAACAAUUUAUGAGCGAGCAGCCUGAGUUUACGGCGGUGGCCGUGGCACGAUCAGGAUGUUCGGCAGGACUCGAACCAGGCGGCUCGCGUGUCCAGAGUCGCAACUGAUUUAGAAACAGAGGCCGCUUUUCUGCUCUGAACAAAGACCGGAGAGGGGAAGGGGAAGGGGACUGGAGAACUC
This is a messenger RNA of Lepus europaeus (European hare), 1322 nucleotides long. RefSeq names its product agmatinase (gene AGMAT). The record is from RefSeq and is a predicted model, not a curated record. NCBI's taxonomy places the organism in Eukaryota, Metazoa, Chordata, Mammalia, Lagomorpha, Leporidae. Gene Ontology annotation, molecular function: metal ion binding; agmatinase activity. The transcript has 7 exons. The coding region runs from base 36 to 1094 and encodes 352 amino acids.